This is a messenger RNA of Cladocopium goreaui, 5133 nucleotides long. NCBI's taxonomy places the organism in Eukaryota, Dinophyceae, Suessiales, Symbiodiniaceae. The record is from the annotation of a GenBank genome assembly.
AUGGGGGACCAAUGGCCACUGGUUGCUGACGGCCUCAGGGCUCAUCUGCAGAGGGUCUACCUGACCCCAUUGCGUUUGGACGCUGCCUUCGAUACAGAUGAGGAGUGCUUGCAACUUGUGGCAGCAGAGUUUCCGGACAUGGUGGGUGAGGAUUUAGUCAAUGCAGUUGCACAGUUGUGUAUUUGGAAAGAAGCUAUGGAGCGCCCUUUCAAGCGUACCCGGAAGGAACUUGCACGACAGGUCAUGUUCCGACUCCCAGUUCCUGGCCAGGCAACGGUUCAAGCAGAGUACAACCGACUGACACAGACCAGUGCCAUUUGCAUUUUGGAGAUGCACAUCAAGCGCAGGCAGAAGAAGUAUCGUGAAGAUCCAGCAGAUGCCAGGGCAAAACGUUUUGAUGCGGAGCGGAAGAAGUAUGCUCGACUUCUUUCACAAGUCAUAAUUCAAGCUGACCUCCCAGUUGCAGGUUUGGUCAGAACUUUGGAUGAUCCCCAGACUGGAUGGCUGCACAUUUUUGCUGCUCGGAGGGGGAAUACUUUGAAGAAUAGAUACAAGGUGUGGCGCCCAUUUGAACUUUGGUUGGAGUGGCAUCGAGGGUAUCUUUUCCCCCGUGGAGUCAAGGAUGCAAUUGACUACAUGCAGCACCGCGUGGAUGAUGGGUGUGGGAGAACUGUUCCACAAGCAUUGCACACUGCUCUGGCGUUGAUCGAGCAGGUGGGCCGGGUGCCGGAGGAUGCAAGGAUCUCCGAGGACCCCCUCUGGCUGGGCCAUGUCAAGGCUUGGAGUGCAGAGCUUGGUGAAGAUGCACCACCACGCAAACCAGCAGAAAUGUAUACAACAGCAAUCCUGGUUUCUUUGGAGCUCACGGUGACUUGUGAGACGGAGCCUUUGUUUGUCAGGGCAUUGGCGUGGGUGGUGCUUUGCAUGGUUUGGGGUGCAAUGAGAUGCGACGAUGUCCAGGCAGUGCUCCCCAGCCGAACGGUCCUGUCAAACUAUGGAUUGAGGAUGGUGCUUGGGAAGUCGAAGACAACGGGCCCGGACAAGGUUCAGAAGGAGGUCUCGGUCCACAUCUACAGGACUGUCUCCCUCACCGGUGAAGACUGGUUGAGAUCUGGUCACGAUCUCUGGAUGGGGGAUCCCUUCAAUUUCCGGAGGGACUAUCUUGUCAUGGAGCCCAACAAGGAGUGGACAGGAGUCAAGAGAAAGUUCUUGCCACCGUCUGGGCUGAGCACAGCCAUUGGGAAGCUGCUCGGAUCUUUGUGUUCCCCGAGGCGCACAACACAUGGUUGGGAGCUCAUGCAUGCCAGCCUUCUCUUGCCUGACGGGUUGGAGACCUUUUACUCAGGCCACAGCCCGAGGAACUAUUUGACUUCCGUUGCAGCAGCGCUGGGCUUCCACAGAGAUGAGCGUGCCUAUCUUGGGCGUUGGACCAUGGGGAUGGUGUCUUCAGAGGAAUAUGUGAGGACGUCCCGCCAGGUGGUGUUCAAGAUCCAGCGGGAGGUCAACAAGGCACUUGUGGAGGGCAGCAACGAGCCGUUCCACGAAGAUGAGAACAUUGACAGGUUGGCUGAUUACGCAGCCGAGGCAGGUGCAAACAAGAACAGGAUCAGAAAGAGGCACACGGUUCUAGUGCCUUACCUGGAGAAGGUCUCACUGGGUGGUGUCUAUCCGACACUGGAGGUCUUGCCUGGAGACUGGGACCCGGACACCCACGGUGAGACUGAGGAGGCAGUGGCAGACCAGAUUGCUUCGCAGACUCUCAAGGAGUCGCUGGCGAAGGCUUCGGAGACAAAGUACUUCAUCACGGUCUCAAGACGUGCUGGGCUGAGGAGGUUGCACCUCUCUGGAUGCUUUGUGCGCCCAGACCGUUGCUUUGAGGUCAUCCGGUUGGAUGUGGUUGGCCAAGAUGACUUCGAUGCCAUCUGCCAGGCAUGUCGCAGAAAGAUGCUGACUGAAAGCGGCAAGGACGGAGGGGACUUGUCGUCCUCGACGGAGCAGAGAGAAUUUAUUCAUGCCAACAUGGACUCCGAUUUACAGUUCAUUUUGGGUGACUCUGGAGUGGCACAAUUGCAUCAGGUUUCGAUUGCAAGGCACUAUGGUUCACUCAGGAAAUUCACAGCUCUGGGUGAUGACCGGGCAUCAAUAAGGACUGCAUGCACACAAGACUUCGCGUUGGCGGCCGAUUCCCCAGAGAACAGAUCUCAGAUUGCUGCCAUUGUUUCUGCUUGGGAGACUUCUAAAGAAUACUUGGCAAAGGAGGUUGAGUUAAAGGCAGAGGCGAAAGUACUUGGUCAGCCUAGAAAUCUUCAGAUACAUGAGAGACAGGCGAUGUUGAAGGCCGUGGAGUCUGUACACGGUACACUGAGCGAUGCAGAGUGUCCAUCAGCGGACUACCUGAGCCUGAAGGCGGAGGAGACCGAGGCAAAUGAGCCAUCUGCUGCACCACUUGAUGAGAUUCUCAGCAAACUUGCUUCUUCGAAUUCUGUUAUUCAGUCCUCUGUUGAUGGUUCUGGGCACAUUCGUGUGACGCGUACGAAAACCAAGGCGAAAAUGCCAUCGACCACUGAGGAAUAUCGCCGUGUCAUGAAGGUCGAGAUGUUUGCAUGGUUGGCGAUGGCUGCCAGGUACAAGGCUAAGCACUGGCUCAAUGGCCUUACAGCAGCACCCUUCUUGAAGUUUGUGGAGUUCAUUUUGGGGGAUAGGGUGUACGGGAUACAGAUACCGACUGCAGAUGGGGGCCAACAGAAGAUCAAGCCUGAUUGGACAAUUGUUUUAUCAUAUGAGCAACGACUUCGUAAGGAAGCAAUGAAACGGGUCUUGGAGGGCCACACACUGUCAGACGCUUUGUUGAUGGUGAUCAAGGAUGCCGAUCUUAAGGAGGCUUACUUCACUACUCCUGUCGCACUGAAGUCGGCGGCUCAAGACAAUCCUCCCAACAAGUUCCAACGUUUCAAUUCGAAAGGGAGCUUUAGUGGGAAGUCCUUUCAGAGUUUUCCGAAAGGGAAGGGGAAAGGAAAGCAGAAAUCGAAGCCUUCUGGUCCCGCCGAUGCCCGUCUGAAGGGAUUGAACUUAGCUUGGAGGACACCGGACGGCCGGGAACUUUGCUUUGCUUGGAACACUGGUGAUUGCGAUGGAUCAUGUGGCAGAAUCCAUCAGUGCAGGGUCAAAGGUUGCUAUGCAGAUCACAAAGCGGUGGAACACAGGACCUUGGAACAACAGCAGUGCAAUACAGUUACAACUUGCGGGGGGGGCACAUGCGACGGGGUUGAAGACCUGUCUGAACAGUUUGAUGUGAAGGCAUGUUGCAAUGCAGGCAUGCCCAUACAAGUGGAGUGGGACCAGACCUCCCGCGGGUUCAUUGACGGCUUUGGGUUGUGCAGCCCGACACGUUGGAGGCCACAGCAGCGCGGUGAGAGGAGGACUCCUGAAAUGGUGGAGUUGGCGGGGUCCACUUUUAAUUUGCUUUUGGAUUGCGUUAACAAGUGCAUUGGCGAUGUCAGGAAAGAGGCCUUCAAAUUAGUGACAGGCAAGAUCACUGAGUCUCCUUUCAAUGAACAAGCCCUUAGUGAUCUUCGAGAUGGCUGGGCAAACCUUCUACCAGACCCUACAGAUGCAAAGGUCGUUGAUGAGGGUCAGCCUUUCUUUCUUAGGGCUCUUUCCCAGUGGUUGAAGAAGUUUGGUGAUCCCGAUGCACAUUGGUUGGUGGACGAAGCCGAUUCUUUUGCAAGCGGCGUUUGCAUUGGAGUGGAUAAACCGCUUCCGAGGUCACCUCAGGUCUUUCCAUUAAAGACCAAACACAGGAAACUUGACGAGACUGAGUUUGCGGCCAUUGCAGACAAUUACCCGUCGGCCCAAUUGUCGUCGGAAGAGCUUGAGAAGAAGUUCCGUGAGGAGGAGCAGCUUGGCAGGAUGCAUCCCUCCAAGUUGGGGGUUUUGAAGCAGGAGUAUGGUGACAGGCUCCGCAUCGCAUCCAUGGCAGCCAUCAGCAAACCUGAUGGGUCAGUGAGGCCCUUGCACGAUGCCACCCAUUCUGUUAUGGUGAACCAUGAGAUCAAGUAUCAGGACAAGAUCUUGUGCCCUGGACCUCCUGAGAUUGCGGCCAUUGUCCAGGAGACGGCCAACUCUGGGGAGGCUUGCUUCUGCGUGAGUGCAGAUAUCAAAGCUGCACAUCGGCUGGUGAAAGUGCGGCGCUCUGACUGGGGCUACAUGUACGACAAGGCCGAGGUUGGUAUUUCAAACAAAAGGGGAGACUGGUUGGUUGCUUGGAUUGAGAAGUUGGCGGAGCAGAAGUACGUUGUUUCAUCACGGGAGUUCGGUGAAUUUCUGGGCAGGUUGAGCUUUGUUGCCCAACUGCUGACUUGGUUGAAACCACAUUUGGCCCCACUGUUUGCAUGGUCUGCCGUUACUUCACGGAGCACGGUGGGCCGCCUUCCUGAGACGGUUAUCAUUACCCUCAAGUACAUCCUGUUGGAACUCCGUCUUGAAAGUUACAUGGUGCACACUGGGAAGCCCUUGAAGUUCAAGGGCGAUCAAUUCCGUACAGACGCUAAGUGUGCUGAUGGAUAUGUGGUUUUGGCCGGUUGGGAGCUUGGUACAAGGAGAUGGUUUUCAUUGCGGGUUGGUCCGGAGGAUGCUCCGUAUUUAUUUAAGGAAGGGGGCCAAUCACAGUGGGCCUCAACCUCUGCUGAACUACUGGCUUCACUGGCAGCCCUUCAUACGUUUGGGUGGAUUGCUGAUGGGAGGCGACGGAAGGCAUUGCAGGUCUCCCUUUUGGGGGGCACAGACAACAGAGCCAAUGAAGCUCUGACGUUGAAGCGUUCAACAACAAAGUGGCCGUUGAUGGCUAUAAACAUGCAGAUGUCCUCAGCGUUAGCCAGGUCACGGACCACCCUCAACCUUAGCUGGAGACCCAGGGAGGAAAACACUGAGGCGGACGAUCUCACCAAUGAGGUCUUUGAAGGUUUUGACCCUGCUUUGAGGGUAGCAGUAAAACUGAAAGACUUGGACUUGACGAUCCUUCAUGCAUUGGUUGCAGUGCAUUCAGAGUUUGAAGAUGCGAAGAAGGCCGCCAAGGCCGAUCGAUUGAAGGAUCCUGCGUCCAAGAGUAAGAAGUUUGACAAAUCCCCGUGGUGA